Molecule: messenger RNA, 1579 nt
Organism: Momordica charantia (bitter melon)
Lineage: Eukaryota; Viridiplantae; Streptophyta; Magnoliopsida; Cucurbitales; Cucurbitaceae
Source: RefSeq, a predicted model, not a curated record
UAUUAUUUAGUAGUUGAGCUAUCCAUUUAACCAAAUUUUGUAAAUCAGUAUCAAACGCUUGGAGAAGACAAUACUCUCCAACACCAACCAAAAAGAAAAAGAAAAAGAAGAAAAAAAAAAGCUUUCCCAGCUCCUCUAAUAUAUACAGCCUUCUCAACACACAAAACAAGGGAAGAUCCCCAUUWCAUUCAGAUUUUACCCUUUUCAACACAGAAACUCAAGAAUUGAAUUGAAAUGGGGAAGACAAGCAACAUCAUCAGAACAUCAAUCUUCAGUUUCCUGCAGAGAUAUCAGUACUUCACCUCUAUCUCAGCAUUCUUUGCAUUCCCCUUCUCAGCUUCCCUUCUUCUCUCACAGACUUUUGUUUUCACUUCUUCCAUUUCUCUUCUUCCAAACAUAUACCAUCGCUUGAACAUUCUUUUUGAUGCUGCAGGAGUCCCUCCUUCCUUGGAAUUCUUCUCCAUUUUCACUCAGAAGCUUUCCCAAACAAUGUUUUCUUCCAUCUUCACUCUUCCCUUAACUCUUACCUUCCUGCUUGUUGCAAAAGCCUCUGUACUUCAAGCUUUCAAGGACUCCAAACCAGGCUCCCACCCCUCAUUCUCCUCUAUCAGAUCCCUUUACAACCCACUUCUCCUCACCCACAUUUGCAACUCACUCCUCAUACUCUCAGCAAAUGCAACAGUUUUUUCCAUCCUUUUCUUUGCUUUCAAUUGCCUUGAAGGAUUUGGGUUUUCUUCUUCCACCAGCUUUCUCUUGCUCUCAUCAGCUGGAGCUGUCCUGUAUUCCGUAGUUCUUGCAAAUACCAUGGUUAUCUGCAACCUAGCAUUGGUUUUAUCAGGCAUGGAAAAGCUUGGAGGUUACCUGGCAAUACUAAAGGCUUGUGUCCUGAUAAGAGGAAGAACUUCCACAGCAUUACUUCUGGCUCUGCCUACGAACCUGGCCAUGGCUGCAAUUGAAGCCUUGUUCCAGUACCGAGUCGUGAGAGCUUAUCUUCUUGUUGGAAGGCCAAGUUUUUCCAUGCUUUCAGAAGGGAUUAUCAUUGCAUAUCUGUACUCCAUCUUCGUCGUCCUCGACACGACAGUGAGCUGUCUGUUCUUCAAGAGCUGUAAGACAGUUUACUGGGUGGAUCUGGAAGGAAGACAAGUUCAUCAAAUAGACUUUGCAGAAGUAGACAAUGGUGCUUGUGUCGUCGAUUCAAAGGUUUUACAGGAUCAGCAUUUGACAAUACGUGGAUAAUCCACACAACACGAUCAUCUGCAGGAAAAGUACAUAGAAUUCAAUUGAAGAACAAUAACAAGAACUUGUGGAAUUCAUUUCCGUUUGUUGAAAGAAACCAAGCAAUUUUUUCUUUUUCAAACAGAUCAGCACCCACAGUGGAAACAAAGAUCCAGGAGCAGAAACCAUGUGAAAAAUUUGUAACUGUUCCUAGAGUUCUCUCUCUGUUUUAAUUUCAUCCAUCGUCUUUUAUUUAUUUCUGUUCGCAUUGUAGAUAAACCGACAGUUACAUUUUGGUAGGAUACAUACAGACCUCCAUUUGUCAGCUUUCUUGAGAAAUAAAAUUCAAUAGCUUGCUUCAAAA